AAAAAUUACUCGGUAUCUCCCUCACUAUCAGCAGACGACGAAUUUCUCUUCCCCUCUCCCUCAGUCCCAGCGCCUUGGACGUCUUCGUCCCUGUUCUCUCCCUUUCUCUGUGACUCUGUCUCCACGUCUCCCUCUCCUUCAGCAACCCACUGAUGGCUCCUCCUCAAGACCCAAUCUCCUCAACGACGGCUACAGUUGAUAUCUCUGUCUUUCUGUGUGUCCAUGUUUCUAUAUUUUAGUGAUUUAAUUUUUUCAUUGUUGAAGUUUACGAGUUUAAACUCCCCAAAGCUUAAACUAGGAUCGGAACACUGCAUUUCCUGUUUCCAAUAUGUUUUCAAUCGCAGCUAUCAAUGAUACCAACUCUAAAGGCCAAUGGGAGCCUUUAGCUCCAACCAAAGAAGCUCAGGAAUUUCAUCUGUCACAAACUUAUCAAGAAGGGUUGCUUAAAUUGCAAGCUAAAGAAUACGAAAAAGCCCGCCAGCUCUUAGAAUCUGUCCUAAAAGACCCCCUUAUAGCAAAUGCCCAGGUGGAUGGGAGUGCUAGUGAUGGACAUCUAUUGCAACUCAGAUUUUUGGCAUUGAAGAAUCUUGCCAAUGUUUUCCUUCAACAAGGAUCAUUACAUUAUGAGAAUGCACUACACUGUUAUCUUCAAGCUGUAGAGAUUGAUACCAAAGAUUCUGUUGUCUGGAAUCAGUUAGGAACAUUAUCGUGCUCAAUGGGCUUGCUCAGUAUUUCCCGUUGGGCAUUCGAGCAAGGGCUCUUAUGUAGCCCUAAUAAUUGGAAUUGUAUGGAGAAAUUACUGGAAGUCCUUAUUGCCAUUGGUGAUGAGGUUGCUUGUCUUUCUGUCACAGAGCUAAUUUUGAGGCACUGGCCAUCACAUUCACGUGCUUUGCAUGUCAAACAAACCAUUGAAGAUUCAGAACCAGUUCCUUUUGCUCCUAGAGGUAUAGACAAGUUGGAACCCAAACAUGUCCGGCUUAAAUUCCUUGAUAAGAGAAAAGCAGCUGAUGAGAAUCUUGAUGAGGGAAUUGCAUGUAAAAAACUAAAUCACAAUUUAGAAUUACACCUGGCAGAAGCUUCCUGGGUAGGUCUUGCUGAUGCACUCUUGGAUGUCUUACUUCCUCUGAAUUGUAGUCAUCUUGGAAAGGGUGGUGAGAAAUCUUACAGAUCUGGGGAUGUCAAACUAAUAAUUCACCUACGUUCUGCUUCAGAAAAUGCUUCUGGGUGGGAGGAAAGAAAAACACUUAACCCAAUAACUGCAGCUACAUUACAUUGUGAUACUGCCUCUGAAACAGUAGGUCUGGUUAAAGAAAAGGACACAAAUGUUCUAGAGGAACAACCGCAGGAAAGGCGAAGCACUCGCCUUGAAAGACUUCGGAACCGGAAGCCAGGGAAGGAGGAUCUUGAUUUCACUAAUGAUAAGGACCAAGCUAAGGUUGUAAUUCAAUAUCUCGAACCUUAUAUUUCUGGUGAACUAGGUAAAAAAGAUACUGAUAAUUCUGCUAAUAGCUCUUUUUCUUUUAGUGACCCAGUUAAACCAUGUGAUACUGAAUAUAGUGAUGUUACUGAAUUUCUCAAAAAGACCUCAAACAAUUGUGGUGCUUAUCAUAUGGCUCACUUACUUUUAGAAGAUAUAGCAAGUAAAAGACUCGUGUAUCAAGAUACAUUUAUCAAAUUUUUGGAUUUGGAGAAGAUGACAAGACAUUGGGGAAAAGAGAGGACCCCUGAAUGUAAUCUUUUUCUGGCUGAACUUUAUUAUGACAUUGGAUCUUCUUCUUCUGAUAUGUCUAAAGUGUCCGAGUUUGUGUUAGAGACAUCUUACCAUCUUUGCAAGAUUAUUGAAUCUGUAGCAUUGGAUCAUCCUAAUUACAUGAAUUGUGACUUGGGUGACGGAAAUAGCUCAAUAUUUAUAGGAUCCCAAUGUGAUGAUGGAACAUCAAUUGUCGGUAAUUUACAAUUAGACAAUUUGCCCUCAAAAUAUAAAAAAUUCUUAUGGGUUCGAUAUUUUUGGUUAAGUGGGCGAUUGUCAAUUUUAGAAGGUCACAAAGAAAAGGCCCUUGAACAAUUCAGUAUUUCGUUAUCACUUUUGACAAACAGUAAAAAGCCUGAAGGUUCUCAAUCUUUGGUCCACCUUCCGCAUUGCAAGGUAGUCAAAGAGAUCACUAUCGACAGGGUUCUCCAUCAAAUUAACUUUUUAAAGGUUGAUUUCUUGAUGGAGAAGACCUUGGGUGAGAUGAUUGAAAAAGAAUUGUAUAUAGACUGCAUGACCUUGCUUGCUCCACUUCUAUUCUCUACAAAAGAUGUUCAUCUUGAUACGCUAUCGUUCCUUGCUCCAGAUAAAGAAGGGGAAGAGAUUACUUCUAUUGAACUAUCAGCGCUUGACAUUUUACUAAAAGCUUGUGAAAAGGUGAUGCCACUAGACUUUGAAGUUUAUUUGAAUUGCCAUAGGCGAAAGCUACAAAUACUUAUGGCAAUAGCUGGAAUGGAUGACGGUCUUGCUUGUAAAUCCUUCCAUAUGAAGUUGGGGUUGAAAGGGCUUUAUGCUUCUGAUGUAGAGUUAAAAGAAAGUUCUUGCAAGCGCUGGAAUUCCUUGGUAUCGAAGGAAGUGAAGGCAAUAUCUCAAUGUGUCUCUCAAAUUAAGAACUUGAUUGAUCCACAUGCAGAUACAGAUAGCAAUAUUGUUCCAGCAAGCACUGUUAAGGAUAUUCAGUCCUUGCUGUUGUCAGUAAUGUGCAAUAUUGCUGGCAUAUUUCUUAGUAAGAAAGCUUCUGGGCUAGAAAUUGCUGAUCAGAUAGAAAGACAUUGCUUUGUUGAGGCUGCAAUUGCAUUCUGCAAACUUCAACAUCUCAACCUUACAGUACCUGUUAAAACUCAAGUUGACUUAAUUGUUGCAAUGCACGAGUUGCUUGCUGAGUAUGGGCUAUGUUGUGCGGGAGAAGAUGGCUCAGGGGAGGAAGGAAUAUUUCUUAAGUUUUCAAUUAAGCACCUUUUGGCCUUGGAUAUGAAGCUUAAAUCUAAUAACUUCUUAAACAAGGAAAAAACUGAGUGCCUAGACACAUGUUUGAAGAUUUCCCUAAAUGAAGCAAAAUCAGAGUCGCUAGAUGUGGAAAUGGGUCAGAGUUCAAAGAAUGAAACUAGUGUCUUGGAAAAGGACACUAAUGAAGGCGUGUUUUCCCAAAGUGUUUCACCUCAUAAACCCUUAGAUAAAAAUAUUGUAGUAGUAGGUGGUGGAGAGCAAAACAGUGGUAACUCCACUAACAAAUUUAAAAUAGGGGAGAAAGUAAGUGAUCAAUUUCUUGAAGGUGGUAAUGAACUAACAGAAGAUGAAAAAGAGGAACUUGAGUUAAAAAUUGAUAACGCUUUGGACCAGUGCUUUUUUUGCUUAUAUGGCCUUAAUAUUAGAUCAGAUUCAUCAUAUGAAGAUGAUCUAGCUACUCACAGAAAUACUAGUCGUGGAGAUUAUCAAACCAAGGAACAGUGUGCUGAUGUCUUUCUUUAUAUACUCCCAUAUGCUAAGGCUUCUUCCAGAACUGGAUUGGUAAAACUUCGCAGAGUACUAAGAGCCAUACGUAAACAUUUUCCACAGCCUCCAAUAGACAUUUUGGCUGAAAAUGCAAUAGAUAAGUUCUUAGAUGAUCCUGAUUUAUGUGAAGAUCAACUCUCAGAAGAGGCUGGUUCAGAUGGGUUUCUUGAAUCCAUAACAAAGGCAAUGCUUCCCAAUUUGGGAAGUUUUAAACAACACAAAAUGUCAUUGGUUGAGAGCUCUGAGCCAUACCUGGAGGUUUACAGCAACCUGUAUUAUUUUCUUGCCCUGUCUGAGGAGAUGAGUGCAACUGAUAAAUGGCCUGGCUUCGUACUCACCAAGGAAGGGGAAGAAUUUGUACAACAUAAUGCAAACCUCUUCAAAUAUGAUUUGUUGUACAACCCUCUACGAUUUGAAAGUUGGGAACGACUUGCAAAUAUAUAUGAUGAGGAGGUAGAUUUGCUGUUAAAUGAUGGCAGUAAACACAUCAAUGUAUCAGGAUGGAGGAAGAAUGCUAUCUUUUCGAAGAGAGUCGAUACAAGUCGAAAGAGGAGUAGGCGGUGCCUGUUAAUGAGUCUGGCUUUGGCAAAGACAUCAUCCCAGCAGUGUGAGAUACAUGAGUUAUUGGCUUUGGUAUACUACGAUAGUCUGCAGAAUGUGGUGCCAUUUUAUGAUCAGCGAUCUGUUAUACCUGUAAAGGAUGCAGCGUGGAUGACGUAUUGUGAGAACUCAAUGAGACAUUUUAAGAAAGCAUUUGCUCACAAGCAAGAUUGGUCUGAUGCAUACUAUAUUGGGAAACUCUGUGAAAAGCUUGGGUUCUCUAGUGACAUAUCAUUAUCAUAUUAUGACAAGUCUAUUAACUUGAAUCCAUCAGCUGUGGAUUCUGUGUACAGGAUGCAUGCUUCACGCUUAAAGUUGCUUUUUACAUGUGGAAAACAGAACCUAGAGGCUUUAAAGGUUCUUUCAGUAUAUUCCUUUAGUCAAUCAAACAAAGAUGCUGUCCUGAAUGUCUUAAAUAGAAUGGAUGCUGAGAAUGCCCGAACCGAUAGGAGCAAACAAGAAGAUGCUGGAGAAAUAAGGCACGAGGAUUUACUUACACUGGAGGUGUGGCGUAUUCUUUACAGUGAUUGUCUUUCUGCCCUUGAAGCAUGUGUUGAAGGGGAUCUGAAGCAUUUUCAUAAAGCUAGAUAUAUGCUUGCUCAAAGUCUAUAUAAAAGAGGUGAUACUGGCGAUUUAGAGAAGGCAAAGGAUGAACUCUCUUUUUGCUUCAAAUCAUCUCGAUCAUCUUUCACAAUUAACAUGUGGGAGAUUGAUAGCACAGUCAAGAAGGGAAGACGCAAAAACCCUGGAAUCUCUGGGAGCAAAAAGAUCCUUGAAGUUAACUUACCUGAAAGUUCUCGGAAAUUUAUUACUUGUAUCCGCAAGUAUCUGUUAUUCUAUUUGAAACUGUUAGAGGAGACUGGAGACAUCUGUACACUAGAACGUGCUUAUGUAUCUCUUCGAGCAGAUAAAAGGUUCUCCUUGUGCAUUGAGGAUCUUGUACCAGUAGCACUUGGGAGAUAUGUUAAGGCCCUUGUUUCAUCCAUGGGUCAAGCUGAGAAGGUUGGCGGUGCCGCAAGCAGUUCUGAGCAAAUACUGGAGAAACUGUUUUCUUUAUUCAUUGAACAGGGGAACUUGUGGCCAGAGAUAUGUAGCUUGUCUGAGACUAAGGGUCCAGAGACAUCAGAGAGCAGCUUAUAUGGGUAUCUCCACGGACAUAUCACGUUAUUAGAGAGAAAUGGCAAGCUGGAAAUACUUGAAGGAAUAAAUGAGAAGAUUCGAAAGCGUUUUAAGAAUCCAAAAUUGUCGAAUAGUAAUUGUGCUAAAGUUUGCAGGCAUGCUUCGGUUGCUUGGUGUCGUUCACUUAUAAUUAGCCUUGGACAGAUCACUCCGUCACUGCCUACACCAUCCACUGAGACUCACGUACUUUGUCAAUCAGAUGGUUCUUUGGACAGCCAAUUGCUUUGUGUUGAUUUGCAAAUAGAUGAGCUAUGGAAUUCAGCAUUUGAGAACCCAACCCAAUUGAAAGCUCUUGAAAUAAAAUGGAGGCCAAUAUUGUCAAAAAUGAAACAUGUAAUGAUUAAGAAGGUGUCAGAUGAAAAUUUGGAGGCGGCCAAUGCUUUGCUUAAGUCUUCUUAUAACUUUCACCGUGAGAGCUCAUGUGUAAUGCCGCCAUCUGGUGUCAACCUUUUUUUGGUUCCAUCUUGGUUAGCAAGGGACAACCAGUUUCAACCAAGUAUGAAUGGCAUUGAAAUUCUUGAUCUCAGCGUUCCAAGGAAGCUUAUCUUGUGGGCAUAUACGCUAUUGCAUGGUCGUUAUGCAAAUAUCUCAGUUGUUGUGAAGUAUUGUGAAGAAAAUGCAAAGUCAAAAAUGAAAAAAGGAGCUGGCACCACAUCUGCUGUCUCAAAUGCAAGCAUACCAAAUGUUGUCACUACCCAAACAGGUGGUCAAAGAGAUGGAGCUGGGCAUGGGGGAGGAAAUGAUGCGGAGGCUACUCCUCAAACCCCAGCAGCCUCUGCUUCAGUGGCUGAGGGCAAUGCCACUCCCUCUUCAAACCCAUCUUCUUGUUCGAUGGACAGUCAGAAGGUUUUAUUUGCUGCUCAGCAACACAGUAACUACACUGGAGAGAAGAGUAAUGCCAUGGCACAGGAAGCAGAUCCAAAUUAAGGCUGACUUUAUAUACAUGUAUAUAAAAAUUAAUCGAGGCCUAGUAAAUUUAACUGUACGUAGCAUUUCAAGGAUCAUAUCACUGUAUCAAGUAGUUAAAAUGUUCUAACAAGUGACAACAAUGUAAAAAAAAAAUUUCAUUGCAGCUUGUUGUGUUCACACUUUGAAAGUCUCAAUUGUUUGCUCUGGAACCUUCUAGCGGGUGUUGAUCCCGUUUGUCUUCUGGUACCUCUUCCAGUUGAUGAUUCAUCCAUUGUGGUGUUUUUUUCCCUUCUAUCCUUUCAUUUAAUUUGGUCUUA
Cannabis sativa is the source of this 6528-nucleotide messenger RNA. Its product is annotated as calcineurin-binding protein 1. Gene Ontology annotation, biological process: chromatin organization. Gene Ontology annotation, cellular component: nucleus. The record is from RefSeq and is a predicted model, not a curated record. The coding region runs from base 329 to 6229 and encodes 1966 amino acids. The transcript is spliced from 20 exons. Gene Ontology annotation, molecular function: protein binding; nucleosome binding. NCBI's taxonomy places the organism in Eukaryota, Viridiplantae, Streptophyta, Magnoliopsida, Rosales, Cannabaceae.